GUCAAAGGCCGCAGCAGAAACAAAAGCGGCGCUCCCCACAGAUUCAAAGCCUGAGGUUUCGAGCAAGAGCGCAGACGAAGGCGAACCGCCCCCGCCAUAUACUGAAGGAUUCAGCCCACUUCAUUCGUUCACAUACAUGAUGGCGUCCGCCGGGGGAGAAGCGAGCAUCAUCACCCAGGUAUCGCAGGGUGUAGGCCCGCCAUUAAACACUUUGGGUGUCGGCUCCGAUGAAAAUAUUACGCUUGAUCUCCGAGGCACACGCUUCACUCUCUCCAGAGAUGAACUACUAACUCUUCCGGAAUUUGUUCUCCUAUCCCUUUUCCCAAAUGGACUAUUGCCUGACGGGCACAUGAACUCUUAUCACGAAGGAGAUAUCUAUCCAGUUGAUGUACGUUCGGUUGCAUGGACACGGGCUGUCCUGGGGAACCCAAAUAUACAUUUAUCUGACAAUCUUUUUUAUGCUCAGUACGAUCCCGCAUCCCUCCAAUACAUGCUUGAGUUUUUCCGCAACGUCGCCCAGUCCAUCCCGUCUAGCUCCCCUUCCCCCACGAGCUCGGAUCCCAAUGCAGUCUCGGUUGAGCCUGUGCCUGGCUCUGCGAGGGACAUGCUCCAGGAUCGAGCAGGAAUUAUCGUCCUGAGAGAGGAUCUGGACUUUUAUGUCAUUCCUCCAAGACGUGAAAUUGAGCAGCCCGAGAUGAUUGAGGUCAAGCGAGCUGCUGGGCGGGCGCUACUGAAGCAAGAUGGCAUCUUCUCUGGUUUGCGCAAAAGCGAGGAGGCCGGCACAACGGAGCAGCACCUGAUUGAGAUGUUGACAGCAGGUGGCUUCAAUCACGACGACCGAUGGGGUCAUCGAGCGGGCGAGCCUAACAAGGCCGUCGUCUGCAGCCUUGCCUUGGCCCGACUACGUACGGAUAUCAAGGGUCAUGACAUGAACAGUCACGCCAUGGGCAUGGCACAGAAGCUAUUGCUUUUCUGGCGGAAACCCGCGCGACGAUGUUGGUGGGAAGGUGUCGAGCUGCUCGACGUUGAAGGUGUUGAAGGAAAAUUAAAGGUUUGGAUUCGUCGGGUUUGGACCCUGGAGAUGAGUGUCAUUGGCUUGCGUUGAAGCGAAGAAUUUCAUUUUCACUUUCGCCUUUUUGUUGUCCUUUCUAUCUAUCGGUUCACGGCAU
This is a messenger RNA of Xylona heveae TC161, 1169 nucleotides long. RefSeq lists its product as hypothetical. Lineage: Eukaryota; Fungi; Ascomycota; Xylonomycetes; Xylonales; Xylonaceae. The record is from RefSeq and is a predicted model, not a curated record. Bases 137 to 1105 code for a protein of 322 amino acids. Gene Ontology annotation, molecular function: RNA binding. Gene Ontology annotation, cellular component: nucleus. The transcript has 5 exons.